AUGCGCAAGCUACUGUCAGCUCUCGAGCCGAAAGACUCGCAAAAUAAGUUCGAAUCAAACUGGAAAAACGCAGUCAAAAAACGUGUUGAGUCAUGGACUGGCCAUGACGAGCGCAUGAAAAAUUCACGGCCAAAGCGUCAAUAUGAGUGGGAGGCCGAAAUUGUCGAGUAUAUCAACUACAUUUCAGACAAGACUCGAAUACGGUCUGCAAAGGCACUUACACGACCGUGCCUCAAUCUCAAGACUCCCAUUCUUGGCCCACAUUUUGUGCCACCAUUGUACCUGCACGCCCUUCGACGAAAUCAGUCCGAGCCCGCGGUCAAUCCAGAGACCUUGUACCUGAAGCCACUUCGGGUGAUUCACCCAUUCUACCAUCCUGAACUCGCACGAUGUCCACGAUGCGACUGUACGGACAGUGUCCAGUGGGAUGGGUGGACCGGCACAGGUCCACGAGAUGUCCAUGGCCUGUUUGUUGACGAAGGAGCAAUUGGCACCCAAAUCCGCUGUGAGAAUUGCAAGAAGGACCCGACAAGCAAGAAAGGACAGCAGCAGAGUGACUGUGGUGACUCAGAGCAACAGGAGCAAGGGCACGAUUCUAGGACUCAGCUCAAGGGUCACUGCUUCGCCACGACGAAUCCGGAGUUCUGGCACACCUGGCCACAUUGGUCCAUUCCAGCGGGCAUACCUGUAUUUUUUCGGAGAUGCGCUGUGACACGUGAGCUCUUCGACUUGUUGAUUGAGCUGCGGCUGUCAUCGACCGCAGGUGGUCUCGCGGAGAACAUCAGACAGCUUCACUUACUUGAAUACAACCGACGUAAACUAGCUUACCUGCAAGCUUUUAGGUCCCGCUGCAUUGCACGACACGGCAUGGACUACUUUAGCCCCAACCCCCUGCAGGCAUUCUCCGAUCCUCACGACAAGAAAAACUACAAUGAUAAGCCAAUAUCGAACGAUGUCAUUACCGAGGUCUUCCAGGAAUUUGUCUCGGGGACACGGGAGAGGGAAUCAGAGGAUUAUCUACGGACAUUAUCAGGUAUCAGUGUUUCCUUCGACAAUACUUUCCGUGCGGCUGGCAAAGCUUCAGUGACUAAUCGAGACAAGCAGAAGGUAAAGGUCUUGAAGGGCGGGAUCAUCAGCCUUAUGAACGAGAAUGGCGAGAUCAUUGGCUGGUCCAAUGCUGAGAUCACCGAACUUCUCGAUGGUCUCAAGACUCGGUGCAACAAGCUUGAUGUCCCUCCACCUGAGAUCUUCCAUCAGGAAAAAGGGAAUUUUUCUUAA
Suillus clintonianus is the source of this 1278-nucleotide messenger RNA. RefSeq lists its product as uncharacterized. The record is from RefSeq and is a predicted model, not a curated record. Bases 1 to 1278 code for a protein of 425 amino acids. The transcript has 6 exons. NCBI's taxonomy places the organism in Eukaryota, Fungi, Basidiomycota, Agaricomycetes, Boletales, Suillaceae.